ACUCAUCAGCUCAUUAGUAGAAAUCGCAAGACCUGAAAUGGGUGUGUCGGAUACAGGGAGACAUACAAAAUGUGAGGUGCUAGGAGUGAUUGCAGUACCGGUUUGAGAACCACUGCUAAAGUACAGCAUAUUACAAAAAGCCACAGUAUCCGUCAUAAGAGAGCAUAGUGUCUAAAGGGAACAAACCCGAGAACGAAGUCUUUAGCCUAUCUGUCCAUUUCGAAUCAAACCGCAUUACAUCGUACUUUAAAAUACCCUAAACGAUUACAUAAGUCAUAUAAGUUAUUAGUCGUCCAAACGGUGCAUUUACGGAGAGACCAAUCACUUUCUCAAAAACCCAACGUCCUCUAAAUUAAAUAUAUGAGAAGACAAAGAACGUUGGAAGUGUUCGCACCUGGCACAGACUUGCACAUCUCAUUCCGUUCUCUCAGACCGAGGCUGUUGCUCAGCGCUGCUCAGUCGCGUACGUCUCACUGACACAGAACGGUUUUGUUUUUCCAUCUUGUUCUAUACGGAUUCAUACGACAAAGUUCUUUAUAUUGUGAGUAAAGCAACUAAAGGACAGAUGGAAAAAGGCAAAGUGCUUCUUUCACUAUUAAUUGUCAAUAUUAUUGGCAUACUAGUUUUAGUGCACAUGAACAGUCAUACAUAUUACAUACAAGCUCCUGAAACAAUAAAAGCUCUUCCAUCAAAUAAUAAAUUCAAAAUCCCGGAGGCUUCAUUUUUAAUAACACCCAUCAAAGACUCAAAGCAUUUCAUGGUGUCUGCGUUUAUCGACCACAGACUGGAUGGGGUCAUUCGAGUCAUCAGCAUAAUCAACAGAAACAGUCUUCAGCCGCUUUACUGUGUUUACUGCAGCGCUGAACGAGUCUGCAGAACUGUUCACACUGAGGUCCAGAUACACAGAGACCAUUUUAGCUUCCCGUAUGGUGCCUCAGAUGUGAUUUGUAAAGGUAAACACAAACAAAAUGCAACUCAUGUCAUCAUAACAACUGACAAGAAAGAUUCAGCUGACCUCAAAAUGGAAUAUCUGCCAAUAAAAAAUAAGGCUGUACAAGAGACUUUCAAGUUUAACUUCACCGUUUGCAUCUCUAACCUUUUUGGCGACUACAACAAUGUACUGCAGUUUGCUCAAACGAUGGAAAUGUACAAGCUUCUGGGAGUACAGCAUGUGGUCAUCUAUAAAACUGGUUGUGGACCAGACUUGGAAAAGCUCUUAAAACAUUAUGAAACAGAGGGGAUACUGGAGAUCGUCCCAUGGCCUAUCGACCAGUUUCUGAACCCUGCAUCAGGCUGGAACAUCAAGCACCACAAGGGCGACAUUCAGUAUUAUGGUCAGUUAGUAACACUCAACGAGUGCAUUUACAGGCACAUGUACCAGUCCAAGUACGUCCUCCUGAAUGACAUUGAUGAAAUCAUCAUGCCUUACAAACACACCAGUUUACCAUCUCUAAUGGAGGACCUCCAGUCUACUCAUCCCAGUAUAGGGGUGUUCCUCAUAGAGAACCACAUUUUCCCUAAAACACAGUUUGAGGAGAGUGGCAAGUUCAAACGAGGAGAAUGGAAUAAUAUUCCUGGUGUUAACAUCAUGGAGCACAUUUACAGAGAACCAAGUCGAAAAAACAUUUACAAUCCCACCAAGAUGAUUGUCAACCCAAGGAAGGUAGAACAAACUUCGGUACACUCCUCUUUGAAAAACUUUGGAGGCAGUUUCCAUGUACCAUUUAAUGUUUGUAGGAUUGUACAUGUGAGAGUCCCACUGCAGGGGCAUCUUACCAAAGAGCAACUGUUUGUAGACAAAAGAGUCUGGGACUUUGAGCAAGAACUGAUACAGAACGUUGACCAGACUUUGAAACUUUCUGGCUUCCCGAAGGCUUCUAUUUGACAUGUUUGUAUAGGAUUAAUGUAAAUAUGCAAAUAUAGCCAAAACUGUAUUUUCAAAAUGUUAUUGAUUUUCUUUUUCUUUUUUACUUAAGAAACACAGUCAUUAAAAUAAUAAUGCAUUUGAGUUGUUGUCACUGGCCCAAUGGUUCAACUGUCAAAUAAAAUGCUUUAAAAAAAAAAAAAAA
This is a messenger RNA of Cyprinus carpio (common carp), 2069 nucleotides long. RefSeq lists its product as uncharacterized. Lineage: Eukaryota; Metazoa; Chordata; Actinopteri; Cypriniformes; Cyprinidae. The record is from RefSeq and is a predicted model, not a curated record.